Octopus sinensis (East Asian common octopus) is the source of this 3329-nucleotide messenger RNA. Its product is annotated as disks large-associated protein 5. Gene Ontology annotation, biological process: chromosome segregation; regulation of mitotic cell cycle; signaling. The coding region runs from base 162 to 3035 and encodes 957 amino acids. Gene Ontology annotation, cellular component: nucleus; spindle pole centrosome; cytoplasm. Gene Ontology annotation, molecular function: microtubule binding. The record is from RefSeq and is a predicted model, not a curated record. The transcript has 16 exons. NCBI's taxonomy places the organism in Eukaryota, Metazoa, Mollusca, Cephalopoda, Octopoda, Octopodidae.
AGCAGCAUUAGCUUAAAGUCGAAAAGGAAUCGACAGUCUUCUUCUGACUCCAAACCAAAUAGCAAAAAGAAACCCAGGAAAUCAUCCUCUUGUCUUAAGAUGGAUUCAGUUAAAGUACCACAGUCGCCGAAGAAUGGGUUGAGCUUUUGAAGAAUUCACCAAUGAUUGAGAUGACACGUCGUAAAAUACCCAAACAUCAAUUGGAUAAAGUUCCUACUCUUUCAUUGGAAGAUGAUGAUGCCAAGAGAGCUGCUUUGAAAGAAGGUUCUACAACUUCAGAUGGUCAAAGGGCAGUAGAGACGGUUAACCAAGAGGCACCAGUGAUGGAAUCUCAAGAAGUGACAUCAGGGACCCAAGAGAUAGAAGGGUCAGUUACCCAGGAGGCAGCAGCAGCUGUCACAGAGCAGAUAGCAGAGGUAGUUACUCAGGUGGCACCAGCAGAGGCACAUACUCAGGAAACACAAGCAGAGGCAGUUACUCAGGUGGCACCAGCAGAGACAGUUACUCAGGAAACACCAGCUGAGACAGCUACUCAGGUGGCACCAGUAGAGACAGUUACUCAGGUGGAACCAGCAGAGGCAGAUACUCAGGAAACACAAGCAGAGGCAGUUACUCAGGUGGCACCAGCAGAGACAGUUACUCAGGUGGCACCAGUAGAGACAGUUACUCAGGUGGCACCAGCAGAGGCACAUACUCAGGAAACACAAGCAGAGGCAGUUACUCAGGUGGCACCAGCAGAGACAGUUACUCAGGUGGCACCAGUAGAGACAGUUACUCAGGUGGCACCAGCAGAGGCACAUACUCAGGAAACACCAGCAGAGACAGCUACUCAGGUGGCACCAGCAGAGACAGUUACUCAGGUGGCAUCAGUAGAGGCAGUUACUCAGGAAACACCAGCAGAGGCAGUUACUCAGGUGGCACCAGCAGAGGCAGAUACUCAGGUGGCACCAGCAGAGGCAGAUACUCAGGAAGCACCAGCAGAGACAGUUACUCAGGUGGCACCAGCAGAGGCAGAUACUCAGGUGGCACCAGCAGAGACAGUUACUCAGGUGGCACCAGCAGAGGCAGAUACUCAGGAAACACCAGCAGAGACAGCUACUCAGGUGGCACCAGUAGAAACAGUUACUCAGGUGGCACCAACAGAGGCAGAUACUCAGGAAUCACCAGCAGUAGUUGUCCCACAGGAUGCAGCAGAGACUCUCACCCUAGAAACACCAGUGAUGGAACCACAAGAGAUGAAGGAGGCUGUUGCCCAGGGGGAAGUAAUUGAUGUCCCACAGGAAGUAGCAGAGAUAGCUACCCAGGAUGCAUCUGGAAUAGCCACCCAAGAAGCCCCAGCGACCACACUUGAGGAGACUGUGGAGGCUGUUAGCCAAGAAUCAGCAGGGCAAGUCUUACAGGAAUCGUCAUCUGAUGACUCUUCCCAACAAAAUUCAGAGACAGAAAAAUCUGACACAGAAAACGUAGAACACAAUGUGCCUUAUUUCAGGAACCUUGUGGUAUCACAAACUGAAAUACUAAACAACCUGUCUGAUGUUUGGGAGGUAGUUGUACCGACCCUCAGUGAAGAAGUUGAGGGUGACGUCCGCACAGUUAUUGGUCAAGCUAAGCUGCUCAUUUCACAACGUUUCCAUCAAUUCAUUGGUUUGGUUGACAACUGUGAAUUUAACACUGGCGAGAAGACAACCACAUGUGAAGAUUUGCAAGGGUUUUGGGACAUGGUGGAUUUCCAGGUGGAAGAUGUGAAGAAAAAGUUUGCUGAUUUACAGAAAUUGAAAGACAACAAUUGGCAGGCAGAAGAUGUUCCAUCGAUCAAACCUGUCAAGAAAAUCAAGAAAGCAAAGCCUGUUACUUCCAAGAUUUCGAAAGUGAAAGGAAAAUCAAAGUUUGCCCAAUUUAUCGCACAGAAGAAGAAAAUUGCAAAUAAUUCAACUGGGGGUGAUGCUGAUGAAGCAGAGAAGGAAGAAUCAGUUAAAGUAUUUGAUGGCCAUUUCUUCAAAGUGGAGAGUCCAGUUCGAUCACCAAAGCCGCAUUGUUUGGAUUCUCCCCGGAGUCCAGUUGUCAUGCCAGUUUUCACAGAGACAACCCAGGAACGGUCAGCAGACAUCCAGGCUGAUAUUCAUGAGAAAGACGACUCAGAUGAUAAAACAUUUCAAACAGUUGAGAUAGAGCCAAAGGAUAAAGAAACUGUGCAGAAUUCUUUUGACUCAGCAAAGGUAACACCUUUGGUUUCAAGACGUAGCUAUGUUCCAACUGUACCCAGCCCUCUCCUUCAAGAUAUAACUCCUGUGAGAAAGAGAGCAUCGACAAACCGGCGCUCACGUCUACUCGGUGAAACAGUGAACACUCCAGACAACUGUCAGCCAGUAUUGUCAUCUACAUCAGUUGAAAACGUUGAAAAGGAAAAUGAUGAAGUGUUUGUCCUCCAGUCACCACCAAGCAGAAGACGUUCUCAGAGAGUCAGCCGGAGACUUUCUGCAAUGGAAUCAUUUCCCAAAUCGCCCAGUAAAGAUUCUACAAACACCAAAGAUUGUGUACCGGUUGGACAGCUGGUUGAUUUGUCUGAACAUGCCAGUCUUAAUUGUGAAAGUACCACUGAGAAAAAGACCCCGGCAACAAAAAGAAGGUCCAGGGGUGGAUUGACGCCAGGGGCUCAAAGUGGCAGUCGUCGUUCCACACGGAUUGCAAGACUGUCUGUGUUCCAUGUUGAACCAUGUUCUACAAAAGUUGAGAAUCAUGCAGAUAUGAAUCUGAUAGACUUUCAAACACCCAUGACAUCAAAGAGGAAAAGUAUGAAAAGACCAAAGUCUGUUGCAUUUGCAGAUUCUGUUACAGAGGAGGAGGAGAACUGCUCGACACCUGCAGGUGAUUUGACCACAGUAUUAUAUCCCAUCAGCCCAAAUGUUGAUUGUACAGAGACCAUAGAGCAGAGUAGCAAAAAACAACCGAGAUUUGGAAAGCUGAAAGUUGGCUAUACACCAAUCCGUUCUCGUCAAAACCGGAGAAGUUCUCAACAGAUGGAGGAAGAUAACUGAGACACCUCUAGUUCCUGUAACACUUACUUUCCAUUCAAAAUAGUGCACAAGGCCCUCCAUAUUUUCUCUAAACAAAAUAUGGAAACCUUCAAUACAUUUGUCACAGUGUGAGUUGGUAUGAAUGUGAAACAUAAAUGUGACUCUUGACUGAUGAGUGAUUGAAAUCCCUUCUUUUUAAAGAAGAAAGAAAUUAUCCCAGAAUUUUUUUUUUUUUUUUUUUUACAAAAUCACGAAACAAACUUGAUGUUUUCUCAAAACAAUGUAUUCAUAAAAUAACACAAUUUUCUAAAUGUA